This is a messenger RNA of Fusarium redolens, 1797 nucleotides long. RefSeq lists its product as uncharacterized. NCBI's taxonomy places the organism in Eukaryota, Fungi, Ascomycota, Sordariomycetes, Hypocreales, Nectriaceae. The record is from RefSeq and is a predicted model, not a curated record. The transcript has 2 exons. The coding region runs from base 1 to 1797 and encodes 598 amino acids.
AUGGCCAACUUAGGAUUUGUCUCUCUUCUGCUGGGCAGUCUGGCUCUUCCAGCCGUUGCUUUUAACGAUUUGGAGCAGAUGCCCGAGUCUUGGUGUGUGACCUACCUGUCGACUUACCUCGUUCCCAUAUCAGCCGCUACAAGCUCACCUGCAGAGAGUUCAUUGCCUGGUAUCGAAUCUUCUGCGAACCUGGAUAUCUCUGUCACUUUGAAUCCCUCUUCAUUCCUCUCACCAGAGGAAACUUCCUUUGCACCAGGUAUUACCUCCUCUGUAAUAACCACAGAGGUCGAAACAGCCCUUCCAUCUUCCACUACAGGUCCCAGUACCGAGAACGAGCGCCUCAUUUUCCGCAUUAUUCCUGAUACCCCAGAUAACAACCGACUGCGCAGGCGAGCAACGGGAGGGUUCAUCGGUUCUCCGUCUGAGAUUUGUGACAAUGCAGCUGUAUUCAACUUGGUUGAUGGAGAGCUCUUAGUCGGUAACGUCCCCAUCUACUUCAACGGAGAAGACUACAAGGUUUUCGGCGCCGAGCAAGGAGGAGUCCCUAGUGGCGCCAUUACCAGGACGUUCUUCCGUGAUGGAGACAUUCUGCGAUUCCAAAGCUCAAGAAUCAUCCCAAACGGCGAGGCUGGCUUCUGUCAGACUCCGUCAGAUGAUCAGGUUUACAUCACCUUUUCUUCGGAACCCGCCGGUUGUGUUCCGGUCAGACUCUCCGCCAUCGGAGUUCAGGAGUGUCAAGACGGGGACGUAACUACAAGCGAUGCUACUACUAGUGAAGUCCAACAGUUCACAUCUGCGCCAUCCCUGGAAUCAAUCAUCUCUGUUCCUUCCUCUUCUGACGAAGUUCCUCCGGGGGUCUCAACGCGCCCUACAAAAAGCCAGCCGCCGAUCGUAACAACACAGCCAAAUGGGGUUGUCACCACAAAGAACGCCAUUACAGAGCCUAUCCCAUCAAGCACUUUCAGAUGGUCAAACGCCUCAUCUUCUUUCCAGCCACCACCAGAGACCUCAGAGUCCUCUUUCAUUCCCUUUAGCACUUUACUUUUCACAUCUGAGUCAACCACCCUGGCAGAAAUAAUUUCCAGCACGUAUACUAUUGAACCAGAGUCUUCCACUGUCGAAGAGCUCACCUCAACCACUGAUGCUCUACCAACGUCUGAGAUUGAGACAACAACAGUGGAAGCCAGCACCACGGCUGAAGCUACAACAAGCGCUGUUGAAGAAACCACGACGAAACCCUCAACCGUUGAGACUACAACGGAUACCACUACUGAGGAGUCAACAACAAUCCCUACCACCGAGGAAUCAACAACAGAUAUUACCACUCAGGAGACGACAACAGGCACUACCACUGCAGAGACAACAGACACUACUACUGAGCAAUCAACAACAGAUACUACCACUCAGGAGACGACAACAGACACUACUACUGAGCAAUCAACAACAGAUAUCCCCACUACCACCACUUUCACCUCUGCUCUCGACUCAACGACAGAAACCACUACUGAGGCAGCCACAACAACCACUGCAGAAGCUUUCGCGCUAAUCGUAUGCCCUUCGAACCCUCAGCAGUGCAUCGCUACCUUCCAGAUUCAGUGCGAUCAGGUUAUUGGUGGUAUUCCUUUAGCCCCCGGCGCCAGGACUGUAGAUGAAUGUGCUCAAGACUGUUUCAACGAUCCGACCUGUAUUAUCUUCACUCAUUCUGGAACUCAAUGUUUCCGGACUUCAGACGCCUCAGACAACCAAGGCUCGUUUUCAAUUCCGGGCUGGACUAGUGGUAUUAAAGGAACUUGUUAA